This is a messenger RNA of Ylistrum balloti, 1543 nucleotides long. Its product is annotated as troponin C. The coding region runs from base 100 to 555 and encodes 151 amino acids. The record is from RefSeq and is a predicted model, not a curated record. Lineage: Eukaryota; Metazoa; Mollusca; Bivalvia; Pectinida; Pectinidae. The transcript is spliced from 5 exons. Gene Ontology annotation, cellular component: cytoplasm. Gene Ontology annotation, molecular function: calcium ion binding.
UCAAGUUUUGCGGAAGUUGCUGAGGCUAAAAGAAACGAGGCUUGUUUCUACCUAUCCAUCUUCUUUUUGGUGUUACAACGUCCGAACCAGCAAACCAACAUGACUGAGGAAUUCAGACCGACAGAAAAACAGGUUCUCGAUGCCAAACAGGCAUUUACUAACUUCGACAAAAAGAAGGAAGGAACAGUGUCAUGUAAGGACCUCGGUUCCAUCUUCAAGUCCCUUGGGCUGGUGAUGAAAGAUGACAAGAUCAAGGAUUGGUCCGACGAGAUGGACGAAGAAGCAACUGGUAGGCUAAACUGCGAUCAAUGGAUGGAACUUUUCGUGAGGAAACUUAAGGAAGAUUUGGACGAGAGGGAACUAAAGGAAGCCUUCAGGGUACUCGAUAAGGAAAAGAAAGGAGUAAUCAAAGUGGACGUUUUAAGGUGGAUCCUUAGUAGUUUAGGAGAUGAACUAACAGAAGAUGAAAUAGAAAACAUGAUUGCUGAAACAGACACCGACGGAAGCGGAACUGUAGACUACGAAGAAUUCAAAGCUUUGAUGAUUGGUGCUUGAUUAGAGAACAUCAAGAAAGCGUGUCCAAUCAGAUUUAGUGUUGGUAGCAGACCCUUGGACGUGACACCACUGGGUACGGCUAUACUCACCCACGGAACGUUAAUCAUAACACGAUCUUAAUGCAUAAGGGAUUUUCAUCAGUAGUCAUUAACUCCGCAUCAACAGUAUACACGACUUCCUGUGUAUUACACGUCCUCUUGCCUGCUGUCACUCAAAGCACUCCAAUAACAGAACCGCCGGUCAGAUACACAAAGUCUCUUUGUAUAUCGUCACCCGGAGUUAACCCGACGUCACACUGUGACGUCAUCCUCUGACCGAGAGCAUUCCAGCCUUAAUACUUGUACUCACUGUUGUUGCUGGAGCUUGCACAAAGCAUCGGUAGCGAAUGCUUACUUAUAUCACUAGUCUCUGUUUGUGUCUAAAAGUAUAUGUCUGUUCCAUUUACAGAGUACCAUCGGAAAAGCACGAAAUUUUUAUAUACAUGUAUGUAUACACGCUCAUUUUUAUCCAAAUAUAUAAUUUUAUCAUAAUACAUAUAUUUUACAUGAAUUAUACCGAGUCUGUGCUUUCCCAUGAUGCUCAAGACAAAAUGGAUUCGGAUAUUGUAUUUGAAAUGAUAAUGAAAAUAAGCUGCAUAGAUAUAAAGUAUAUAUAUACACAUAUUUAUAGUGUUGUUCUAACCUCCCAACACUGACAGAUGUGCAUGAUCUCUUUGUUAAGUUCAUGAGCACUAAGAAAUUUUACUAAUGACACUUCUCUUGCCAAGUAGCCGCAAGUUUUGUAGAUUUUGCCUAUCAGACCAGGUCCCGAUGUAUCGACCACCAAACUCUCGUAUCCUUAGCCGCGUGGAUGAGGAAGACAAACGAUUGACGUGUUGUACAUUUUGAAGGAAUAUAUGAGUGACUGAAACUGUUAGCAUUUAUUGCCGGUGAAAAUUUUGGCAAUAAAGGUUUCUAUGUAAUGUACAUAUUAAAGAAAACAAAACGUA